AUGAAUAUAAAUAAAUAAAAGAAGACAAUAAAUACACCUCCAUAACUUAUAGGAAGUGCACCAUUUUAUUUAGGUCCUCAUCAUCCUCCUUUACCUGCAGCUAAAACAUUACAUUAUCCUUUACCAAAUGAUAGACAUCUAAAACCAAAGUAAUUCUAACAAUACUAACUUAGAUUAUUAAAUAUUCAUAUUGAAUAGAGUGUUCCUAUGAUUGUUUUCAGUGAUAUGGGAGUAGGAAUAGAAGAUAUGGGAUGGGGAGGUUGGAAAGCUGAAGAAGGUGAAUUAGAUCCAUGGGAUGAAGCAUUAUUAAAUGAUGAUGUUAUGAAAUUAGAAUAGUUGGACAAAUAAUCAAAAUGAUCAAUUAUAUGUUCAUUAUUAUAUUAUCAAC
Paramecium sonneborni is the source of this 388-nucleotide messenger RNA. The record is from the annotation of a GenBank genome assembly. NCBI's taxonomy places the organism in Eukaryota, Ciliophora, Oligohymenophorea, Peniculida, Parameciidae.